Molecule: messenger RNA, 2905 nt
Organism: Cornus florida
Lineage: Eukaryota; Viridiplantae; Streptophyta; Magnoliopsida; Cornales; Cornaceae
Product: phospholipase A1 PLIP2, chloroplastic
Exons: 5
Coding region: 330-2552 (740 amino acids)
Biological process (GO): lipid metabolic process
Molecular function (GO): glycerophospholipid phospholipase A1 activity
Source: RefSeq, a predicted model, not a curated record
ACAAAAGCUUAAUUGAAAUGGUUGAGACUUUGCUUUGCCAGAGAAAGAGGGAGGGAGAGGCGUGAGGUUGGUGACCUGUUUGGUUUAAAACGCAGACGAAACCUUUUUCAUCUUCUUCUUCUUCUUCAUAUUUAUCUCUCUUUAAAAUUGAUCAAACCAAAACCCUAAAAUUCAAAUAUUGUGAUGCAUGUUAAAGCUAUACGUCCCAUAUUUGCUCCCAAGCCCUAGCUAGCUCUGAGUUUCCACAUAAACAAUAUAAACGCGAUCUAACUCACACGUAUAGCAAUCACACACAGCCCAGAGGAAAAAUAUUAACAUAGAAUUCAAGAAUGGAUAGUCUCUGUUUGAAAGCAGGGAUUCACGGGAUGACGUCACCAAUUGCCGUCGGCGGCGGAAGUCUUGAGCUCCGUACGAACCCGUCUCAUAUUACCGCCUCCGUUGGCCGGACGGCGUCCUCAAACGGGAUUUCGGUGGAGAAGCCAACUGUCUCAUCUGCGGCGCCGCCUUCUCAGAGGACGUCGUCCCAGGGAUUCUUUUUCAAGUACCCUCUCAGAUCUCUGUGGCCCGGAGGUAGCAAAAGGUACGACGCCAUUGCCUUAGACGACGCCGUUUUGGUUGAGGAAAGAGAGCAGGAGAAGAAGAUGGGAGUUGUUGAUCCUGAAGAGGAUGAGAAUGGGGAUGAGCAAAACGGUAAUUGGGUGUUGAAGAUCCUUCAUGUGAAGUCUCUCUGGAGAGAGAAGGGGAAGGGAGGGAUUGAAGAAUUGGAGGAAGAAGAAGAGGAAAAAAAAGGCAGGGUGAAUGAUCAGAGCUGUGAAUGUUCUGGUGGCGGCGAUGAUGAUGAAGAAUGUGAUUUGUGUAGAGUUGAUGAUGAGAAGAUCGAAUUCGAUAGAGAUUCGUUUUCGAAGCUGCUUCGGAGGGUGUCAUUGGCGGAAGCAAGGGUUUAUGCUCAAAUGUCGUAUUUGGGGAACCUGGCUUAUUGCAUACCCCAAAUCAAGCCAGGAAAUCUCCUGAAAUAUCACGGACUACGUUUUGUGACUUCAUCAUUGGAGAAGAAAGAAUUGGCCAAGGAAGCAGAGAAAGAGAAGCCUACAGCUGAAGUUCAAGAAGCAGAAGAAACCUCAAAGGAGCAUAAGAAAGUCGAAGAACAGAAGAUUAAUGGGAAUCAAAUAAGUGCAUCUGCUGCUUAUCGAAUUGUUGCAUCUGCUGCUUCUUAUCUGCAUUCUCAUACAAUGAGCAUUAUUCCUUUUAAAUCCUCAAAAGCUGAUGCAAGUGAAGAUUCAUCUGAAGGAAGCAGUGGAAUCAAUCACAAUAUCAAUAUAAUGAAUGACGAGGUGGCCUCUUUCAUGGCAACCACCGACUCUGUGACAACUGUGGUGGCUGCAAAGGAGGAAGUGAAGCAGGCUAUUGCAGAUGAUUUGAACUCGACACAAUCAUCGCCAUGUGAGUGGUUCGUAUGUGAUGACGAUCAGAGUGGAACAAGAUUCUUUGUCAUUCAGGGGUCAGAAACACUAGCUUCAUGGCAAGCCAAUCUACUCUUUGAGCCCUUUCAGUUCGAGGGACUGGAUGUGUUUGUGCAUAGAGGUAUAUAUGAAGCUGCAAAAGGGAUCUAUGAACAGAUGUUGCCCGAAAUCCAUGCCCACCUAAAAUCUCGUGGUGAUAGUGCCACUUUCCGUUUCACUGGGCACUCUCUAGGGGGAAGCUUGUCAGUGCUCAUAAAUUUAAUGUUGUUGAUAAGAGGAGAAGUCCCACUUUCUUCCUUACUUCCUGUUAUAAUGUUUGGGUCACCAUCAAUUAUGUGCGGAGGGGACCGAUUGCUUAGGGAGCUUGGAUUGCCUCGUAGUCAUGUUCAGGCAAUCACCAUGCACCGAGACAUUGUCCCCCGGGCCUUUUCCUGCAAUUAUCCUAAUCAUGUAGCAGAGCUCCUUAAGGCUGUGAACAGAAAUUUUCGAAACCAUCCAUGUCUUGAGAAACAGAAGUUGCUGUAUGCUCCAAUGGGGGAGUUUCUGAUUCUACAGCCAGAAGAUAAUUUUUCACCAAACCAUAAUCUCCUUCCUUCAGGCAGUGGCCUAUAUGUAUUAAGCUGUCCAGUGGCGGAUGCCAUCGAGGCAGAGAAGCGGAUCCGGGCUGCUCAGUCAGUGUUUUUAAACUCGCCGCAUCCGCUUGAAAUUUUAAGCGAGCGGUCUGCAUAUGGCUCGGAUGGAACCAUUCAAAGAGAUCACGACAUGAAUUCUUACCGAAAAUCCAUUCGGAGCGUAAUCCGGCAAGAGCUCAGCCGUAUGAGGAAGGCUAAGAGAGAGCACCGGCGCAAAGUUUGGUGGCCCCUUGUGGCACCAAGUGGCAUCAAUGCGGGUAUCUUUGUGGGAAGACACAUGGCAUCAGUUAAGUUGGGCCAAAACCAGUUAAACUUUUCUGGCGCCUUACAAACUGGUAGGGAGUCUUUGAAACGGUUUGGUAGGAUUAUUGCAUCACAGCACAUGCAUUUGCUUCUUGUGCUGUUGUUCCCUGCACGAUUGAUAUUGGUAGGGGCAUACAGUGUGAUCGGUUUCCGUUGACUACAACUAGUCAAUCUGGAUGGCCAUUUCACAGUUGGUGGACAUGGCUUGCAGAAUACUACUGGUUAGAUUAUUCUUUAUCCGUUGGUUACAGAAGGAAUUAAUCUACAUUUGUUGUUAUCUGUAGAUGGGAAAAUCUUAAAAGUGAUUGUGGAGAGAAAAGGUAGGAAAAAAAAAAAAAAAAAAAAACCAUUUGAAUAUCAUUGAAUACAAAAAUUAAUUGAAUUCCAAAUGAUUAGGUUGUAGUGGAACCAUGUUUUUUUCUCUCAAUAUUUACAUGCAUAUAUAUAUAUAUAUUGAUAGUCGAUGUUUGGACAUGGAGGAAAUUAUGGUUUGCUGUGCGCUAGUUUUAC